Molecule: messenger RNA, 2683 nt
Organism: Mycena citricolor
Lineage: Eukaryota; Fungi; Basidiomycota; Agaricomycetes; Agaricales; Mycenaceae
Source: the annotation of a GenBank genome assembly
GCACCGUGCGCAGCGUCGCCAGCGCGGACUCGGCCGUCGACGGCGGGGACGGAGACGGGGUGCACCCCCUGCUGGAGGGGUGGACGAAGAGCAGGUGCGCGGCGAUGCUGUCGAUGAGCGAGUCACGGGAGUGCCGGCGCGACUUCGAUUUCGAUUUCGGCCUGGAUUUCGGGUUCGGGCGGAGUGCGCUUGGAGGUGGAGCGCUGGCUUCAGAGUAUCCAGGCAGGGCGCGGAGCGGGUCUGGGAGCGACGAUGCCAAUUGUGGGUGCGGCGAUUGUCUGUGAAUGCGAUGAGUGGAAAAAGAAAGCUACGGCAACGCAUACGGACUCUUGCGUCGAUGGAGCAGACAUCGAGCUGCAGCUGAAACGGCGACGGUGCGAGGUGUAGAGUGAGAGGUGUGAAGGAGGUGGGUGCAUGGCCUCAAGCACACAUCAUCUUCCAGCCCACACAGCGCAUGGAUCCAAGCCUGUUCCCUUGAAUCCGCGCCUCAGUUCGGAUCCAGUCCGUGUUGGGAAAGACGGAAUCCGAGGUCGUCACAGAACGCGCACCCAGCGAGGCUCGCAGUGAUACACGUGUGCUCGGCGUGGCGAGAACAAAGGUAGGGACCGAUUGGGGCGAGAUAAGAGUAUGGGAGGCUGGGCUCAGAGUGAGCGAGUGGGAGAAUCGAUGGGAUCCUGGGGGGCAUUACAUCUGUGCCGUAUUCUCGCCCAUUCUUUCCACACGUGAAGUCAAAAUGGCCCAUAGAGUCGGCAGCGGAACAUUCGGAUCUAGCGGGUAUAAAUGGUAUACUUUCAGUAGGAGGGCGGCAUGCUUGAACGAAGAAAAACCGAUUUCAAGACGUGCAGGGUGACGGCGGUGAUAGCCGCCCAUGCUUUUGAUGCCCACAAUGUGGGUAUUUCACAGUCCGAUACAGAAAGGACGUAUAUGAAGGAUUCCAUUUCUUGCUCACGGGGGCAUCAUUUGUGAGAGGCUAACAACGGGAUGAAAUUCACAGAAGCCAGUUUCUCGAGUCUCCAUUCUGGCCAUUCCAGAACAAGCAUAUGUUUCUCUCAUUUGUCAGUUGUGAGAAUUAUGCGGGAAUGGAUCGUGAUGAAAUCCACAUAUCAGCCCAUUUUUAAACUGAACCCUGUUGGCGAUGCUUCACAUCCUUACAGACAAAAGGCGCUUUGAGGCCACCCCCGUUCGCUGUCAGAAUGAAAGGAAUCAAUUUCUGAAACACUUUCAGAUGAGGCCUCAUGCGUCUGUUGAACCCAAUGAAAGUGAGGACGACGCAACUGGUCCCAGCACAUCAUUCUACCGCAAACGCAAUCAGGAUCAGUUGAAAGCAUCCGAAUCACUGGUUCGGGGAUGCUGAUCGCCAUCAACAUCACUCCCUUGAUCCUGAUCGGCUUGCGUGAUCAUCCACCUCCUUGCUGACAUUUUCCCGUCUGCUGCGUAAAAGUCCGGCUCUCCUCCUCUCUGGUACCCUGCUGCUCAUCUUACCGGGAAUCCUCAAUCAUGUCCGACGCCAUACCCUCCACCAGCCAAACACCGUCCAACCCUCACCUAGGCAAUCUCACUCCCGAGCAGGCCUUGAAGUAUACCGAAUUCAAAAGUCUGUGUGAAAAGGAGGGCGUCUACGAGCCAGGCAAGACGAGGCCGAGUUUGACUGAAGGAACUCUCAUUCGGUACCUGCGUGCGAGGAAGUACGAUCCCGCAGAGGCGCUGCACCAGCUGAAAGACACUGAGGCGUGGAGGAAGGCCAACAAGCUCGAUGAGCUGUACGACUCGUUCGACGUCAACGCGUACGAGGAUGGUCGGAAAGUCUACCACCAAUGGACGGGCCGGCGAGACCUCACUGGGCGCCCGCUGUACGUGUACGAGAUCUCCACGAUCAAGGACAACAUGGCGGCGUUCGAGCGGUCGUCCAAAAUUGCUGCGGUGCCGGCGACGGACGGGUCGGCCCCGAUCCCGGGCAAGCUGCGCGUGCUCUUCGCGCUGUACGAGAACAUGUCCGAGUACGUCCUCCCGCUCGCCAACGCGGUCCCGACGCGCCCGAACCGGGACGAGCCGGUGUUCACGACGACGCACAUCGUCGACCUGAGCAACAUGAGCCUGAUGCAGUACUGGAACCUGAAGAGCCACAUGCAGGCCGCGAGCACGCUCGCGUCGGCGCACUACCCCGAGACGCUCGAGCGUAUGUUCAUGGUGGGGACACCCUCGUUCUUCCCGACUGUCUGGGGAUGGAUCAAGAGGUGGUUCGACCCGGUCACGACGUCGAAAAUCUUCAUCCUCUCCGCUGACGAGGUGAAGCCCACGCUGCUCCAGCACAUCCGUUCGGAAGAUAUCCCCAAGAAGUACGGCGGGACCCUAGACUGGGCGUUCGGCGACUCGCCGAAGGUGGACGAGGAGAUCGUCAAAACGGCCAAGGGCCUGAGCGCCGAGAAUCCGCUGCGUGGGCCCGUGCGCUGGGUCAAGCAGGCGGAUGGGACGGCCAAGGUUGUUGCCCGCGGUGUAGCUGAUGGAAAGGAGAGGAAUGAAGUCGUCGCGGAGUGUUCUCACACGUAACCCAGAUAUCACUGCUUUAGAACUAGACCCGCUAGACGGAGCACAGAGUUAUCUCAUCUACUUACCACUUUACCUAUUGAAGCAAUUGCUCCAGGUCCCACCCAAUACGUACUCGUCUGUCCAGCGUAACAUUCCA